CCAGUUUUUGUAAAGUAAAGAAUAUUGUGAACUUAUUAGGUAAGAAACAUCAAUUGCACACACUGGCUGGUAUAUAGAGGCAACAGGGGUGCCACUGAGGUUGGAUACAACUUAAGGUGUCAUUAAUAUUUCUACAUCUCUGCUGACCUCUAGUGGAUAAACACAGCAGCACUGAAACCUAGAAGGAGGAGCUCCCAGGCAGCUUUACUGGCUCAGCGUCUUGACUUUCAGGAGUGACAGUCCCAUCUGUGUCUGACAGGAGGCACUCCUUACCUGGACGGACGACAGAGCGGUUUGCUUUUGAAAUGUGGCUCAUAGUCGUCUCUGUCCCGCUGCUCCCCGCCGUCCUCAUGGUGUCCGGUCGUUUCCGUGUCAAAGUGUCCUCGCUGUGCUAUCGGGCUUUGACGUGGGCCCUGAGGCUGGUGCGAGGGCGAGUGUGUGUGAGGAGCACCCAUGCUUUUGUGUUCUCCGAAUGCACCCACGGCAAGGCUGACAGCGUACUGGAGACCUUUGACCUUUACGCUGAGACACACCCUUCCUUCUGCAUCAGCCCACAGACUGUUGAAGCAGUGGAUGGAGUGAUGAGGCGUGUCCGUCCCUCCCGGGUGUUGGAGCUGGGGAUGCACUGUGGCUACACCUCUGUCCACCUGCUGCGUCUGCUGCCCCCUGCUGGCAGGCUGAUCACAGUGGAGCUGGACCCCCUCACAGCAGAGCUCGGGGAGGAGAUCAUACUUGUAGCUGGCUUUAAACACUCACAGUUCCAGGUGUUGAUUUCCAGCUCAACUGAGGCCAUCCCAACAUUACGUUCCUGUCUUGACCUCGAUAAAGGAACCAGUGAGGGGUUCGAUCUGGUUCUCAUGGACCAUGACCCCCAGCAGUAUCUUCCAGACCUGCUAGCUCUGGAAAGAGAGGAGCUCCUCAGCCCGUUUGGCUGCUCCGUCCUUCUGAUCCACAGGAACCAAAGAACUGAGCAGAUCAGAGGAGUCCUGGAUCACAUCAGAGCGAGGGUCGACUGUUACUGCAUCAAAUCAGAGCUUCAGUCCAUGACUGAAGUCUUCUAUCAAAGAGAAAACACACAGAUAGACAGGUGAAUGUGGCGGGACUGCUUCCAUUAUACCAACCAAGAGUGUUACAUACAGUACUUUAUCAUCUCCAGCCUCACCUGUGUGUCAAAGAAUAUGUAGAUUAAUAAUAUGUGCUCAAUAAAUUAUUUUCUCUCAUCUAUCAGAC
Molecule: messenger RNA, 1230 nt
Organism: Notolabrus celidotus (New Zealand spotty)
Lineage: Eukaryota; Metazoa; Chordata; Actinopteri; Labriformes; Labridae
Product: catechol O-methyltransferase-like
Exons: 6
Coding region: 306-1091 (261 amino acids)
Biological process (GO): developmental process; dopamine metabolic process; catecholamine catabolic process
Molecular function (GO): catechol O-methyltransferase activity
Source: RefSeq, a predicted model, not a curated record